Molecule: messenger RNA, 1738 nt
Organism: Momordica charantia (bitter melon)
Lineage: Eukaryota; Viridiplantae; Streptophyta; Magnoliopsida; Cucurbitales; Cucurbitaceae
Product: Eukaryotic aspartyl protease family protein
Biological process (GO): proteolysis
Molecular function (GO): aspartic-type endopeptidase activity
Source: RefSeq, a predicted model, not a curated record
CUCAAUUAUACUCUAAACCCCACAAACUCUCUUUUUUCCUUCUCAUAUUUCCCACACAUAAAAUCCCUCAUUCUCAUCAUUCUCAUGCCUGCAACCAUGCUACCUUUUCUUCUGUUUCUUCCUCUUUUAACCGCCACCGUCGCCGCCACCGCCGCUUACCCGGUCACCCAACUGCUAAAUGUCAAAGACAUAACCAAAGAAACAGAAUCCGAACCCACCAGACUACCAGAAGAUCUCCCCCUCCAUGAAAACUACCCUAUUCAUAACACCACCACUCACACUCAAUGGAAGCUCAAGCUCUUCCACAGAGAUAACCUACCCCUCAACUUCGAUCCCGACCAUCGCUGCCGUUUCAAAGAGCGUAUGGAGAGAGACCUCAAAAGGGUCUCCUCUCUGCUCCGACAACUCUCCAACGACAGUAACGAACAGGUGACGGACUUUGGGUCCGACGUGGUUUCGGGCACGGAGCAGGGGAGCGGAGAGUACUUUGUGAGGAUCGGCGUCGGCAGCCCGCCGAGGAGCCAAUACGUCGUGAUUGAUUCCGGCAGCGACAUUGUUUGGGUGCAAUGCCAGCCAUGCAGCAAGUGCUACCAACAGUCCGACCCGGUGUUCGACCCGGCCGGAUCCGCCUCCUACGCCGGCGUCUCCUGCGACUCCUCGGUGUGCGACCGCCUCGACAACGCCGGCUGCAACGACGGCCGGUGCCGGUACGAGGUGGCGUACGGCGACGGCUCCUACACGAGCGGCACGCUCGCUCUCGAAACCCUAACUUUCGGGCGGGUCAUGAUCCGGAACAUCGCGAUCGGGUGCGGGCAUAUGAAUCGGGGAAUGUUCGUCGGAGCUGCCGGGUUGCUCGGCCUCGGCGGCGGCGCCAUGUCGUUCGUCGGCCAGCUCGGCGGCCAGACCGGCGGCGCGUUCAGCUACUGCUUGGUGAGCCGCGGCACCGAGUCCACCGGGUCGCUGGAGUUCGGGCGCGGGGCGAUGCCCGUCGGCGGCGCGUGGGUCCCCUUAAUCCGAAACCCACGCGCGCCGAGUUUCUACUACGUCGGGCUCUCGGGUCUCGGAGUGGGAGGCACUCGGGUUCCAAUACCCGAACAGAUCUUCGAGCUCACCAAUUUAGGGUACGGCGGCGUUGUGAUGGACACCGGCACCGCCGUGACGAGGCUGCCGGCGCCGGCGUACGAAGCCUUCAGAGACACCUUCAUCGGACUAACCGCGAACCUCCCUCGAUCGGCCGGAGUAUCGAUCUUCGACACAUGCUACGAUCUGAAUGGAUUCGUGUCGGUUAGGGUUCCGACGGUGUCGUUCUACUUCUCCGGCGGGCCAAUACUGACGUUGCCGGCGAGGAACUUCCUGAUUCCGGUGGACGGCGAGGGGACGUUCUGCUUCGCGUUCGCCGCGUCGCCGUCGGGAUUGUCGAUAAUAGGGAACAUCCAGCAAGAGGGAAUUCAAAUCUCCAUUGAUGGAGCAAAUGGAUUUGUGGGAUUUGGGCCAAGUAUUUGUUAAUUCACCAAAAUUCAAAGGGCAAAUCUGUCAUUUUGAAUACUCUUACAUUCUUCUUCCACCUAUGUAAUAUACAUUUUUGUUUUCUUAAUUAGAUUUGAACUAUCAACUAGUUGGAAUCAUCACUCUUGAUGAUAUCGUAUUGUAGUGUAGAAUGUAAUUUUUUAUAUCAAGUUUUUUCUUUGAACUUAUGAAGAUAGUUGAAACUUUGCUGAUGAGAAUAUUGUACUUUUUG